Molecule: messenger RNA, 3688 nt
Organism: Esox lucius (northern pike)
Lineage: Eukaryota; Metazoa; Chordata; Actinopteri; Esociformes; Esocidae
Gene: gjb8
Product: connexin 30.3
Exons: 2
Coding region: 795-1604 (269 amino acids)
Biological process (GO): cell communication
Cellular component (GO): connexin complex
Source: RefSeq, a predicted model, not a curated record
UGUGUAACAAUUAGGCUUAGGGUUUGUAUUCUCGGCUCCUCUAAUUGUUUCCAAACUUAGCAUAUGUGUUAGUUGUCCCUAGCAUGAGACUAAUUCAGACCUGGAGCACGUGGUUAAUGCAAUUGCAUGAGGAGCUGGGAUAAAUCGUCUCUAAAGAUCUUCGGAUCCUAUUGCGUUCUAAUGACUCAUUGGGAGUACACAAAGCUAACUGAAUUCAUCAGGUGAGUGAGCAAAUCGUCCUCACGCGUUGACUCGGGUGCAUAGCUGGUUGGAAGGUCGCUGUGAAAAAAAUCCGAAUGGCUUUCCGCAACCUUUAACUAUCCCUAUAAUACACCGAGUUGUAGCGACACGGUUGUAUGUAGUAUAAUUUCAUAAGAAGACAUUUGAGAAAGGACGUGUAGCAGCCCCCGCGGUCCCUGGGCUCUUCACCCAUAGAACACCUGCUGUAACUAUUACGCUCGAGACAAUCACAUUUUCAUGGGAUAACAGAUCAAGACCCGGGUUUGACGAGCCAAUGGAGUGGCUGAGCGCUAAUUUUCUUCGUCCCGCCUCCAGAAGAUAGAGUCCGGUCAAGGAAAUAGUAAAAACUCAGGUGCAUCUAGCCAGAGCGUCAACCCAAAGAUUUUGUCCUGUUUUUGUACAACUUGCACGUUCUCCCCUGCCGCGUUUACAGUUAUCGAUCUUUAAAGUACUUGAAACGACGUAGGAUAAGACCACAAAUUACAUUAUAUUAAUGGAAGUUUGGUAAAAUUCUGAGAAGGUGAAAGGUAGUCUGAGCCGAAGCUGCCUUAGAGAUGAGCUGGGGGGCUCUGUACGCCCAACUGGGUGGAGUCAACAAGCACUCCACCAGCCUCGGGAAGGUCUGGCUGUCCGUCCUCUUCAUCUUCCGCAUCACCAUCCUGGUGUUGGCGGCGGAGAGCGUCUGGGGCGACGAGCAGGCCGACUUCACCUGCAACACGCUGCAGCCCGGCUGCAAGAACGUCUGCUACGACCACUUCUUCCCCGUGUCACACAUCCGCCUCUGGUGCCUGCAGCUGAUCUUCGUGUCCACGCCGGCUCUGCUGGUGGCCAUGCACGUGGCUUACAGGAAGCGCGGGGACAAGAGGCACAUCAUCGCCACAUCCUUGCGCAGCGGCGGCGACGACAGGGUCCGGGAGGUGGACCUGGAGGUGCUGAAGAACAAGCGUCUGCCCAUCACCGGGCCUCUGUGGUGGACCUACACCAGCAGCCUUUUUUUCCGCCUGAUCUUCGAGGGGGGCUUCAUGUACGCGCUCUACUUCAUCUACGCCGGCUUCCAGAUGCCCCGUCUAGUAAAGUGCGAGCAGUGGCCCUGCCCUAAUCAGGUGGACUGCUUCAUCUCGCGACCCACUGAGAAGACCGUCUUCACCAUUUUCAUGGUGGCGUCCUCAGCCCUCUGCAUGGUGCUGAACGUGGCUGAGCUGGUGUACCUCAUUGUCAAAGCCCUGAUGAGAUGCUCCUCCAGGAUGUCCAAGAGACGUGCCUACCAUCGCUCUGACCAUGUGACCCUGGACAAGGCUCUACUACAGAACAAAAAGAAUGAGACAUUGUGCGUUACCGAUUCUUCCUGCAACAAGAAUGUGUAGGACAGCACAGUGCCUUUGUUUGUCCCUUUUAGACUACACGGAACUAGGAAGUAGAACCCAAUCACUGUUUUGCUAUUAUGACUCAAGGCCAUCCUUGCAUUCUGGAUUACAUGUAGCGUCUGAGAGGACCGGUUUCAGCCAGAGUCUCUCUGGGCUCUUCCCUGUAUUACAGAUAUGGACCAUUGCCCUGACUGGUCUGUGGGGUGAUGUUUUUAAGAGUUCUGAAAUAUUUAAAGUGAUCUAAAUUUGAGGUGACUGUAUGUUGGUGCUGCAUGUAUUUCCAUGGGGAGGUUAAAUGUGAGUUAUAUGGGUCUAGAGCGCCACCUUCUGGGUUACCUUCAAUUUGAACAGAAUUGGUUUGCACUGCUUUACCGAAGCAGAAAAUCACAAGUGUGCAGUACAGCUCAUUUAUAUUUUCCUGCAUUUAAACUGGCAGCCCGAUUUAGAUAUCUGUUUAGACAAAUUGUUUGGGGUUUUUUUUAUAACAAAAAAAUCUGAUGUGAUUGGUAAAAAGACCAUUUAGUGAAAAAAAAACAAUAAUUGGUCUAGAUGUGUGCAAUCUAACAGUGAUGUGUGACAUUCUUCCAAUACCCAUUUUAAAAUGCAAUGUCUCAAGAGGGUUAUAACCAGUGUCGAAUAGUACAAGGAUGGCUGAUGUUGUUGAACCUUCUGUGCAGGGUUCCUGGACAUGUAUGAAGCCUGUUCCUGGACUGAAAUGAAUGCUCAAUCAGGAAGACUUAUUAGCGAGUAAACCUGGCAUGGGCUGGAUUGCCCCGUGGAUGUCUGAGCAUCAUGCAACUGAGUGAAAUGUAGCCUGUUGUUUGUUGUCAAGGGUGAAGAGAUACAGAGCUUAACUGUGGUCAUUUCUUUCAGCUGCUGAAUUACAUCGUCACACAUUUCUUUUAAUGGUAAGUAAGGACUGGGAUAUACAGGCACUAAAAGGAGUAGUUCCCUGUUUUACAACAUGAUGUGGUAAAGAGGUAUUUCGGCCAGGAUCAAUUCUAAUUCAUGGUCCUGUUUUCUUUGAACAGCCACAACAAUUUUUUUUGUCUUCGGACAAUGCUACCUAAAGACAAUGCACAUUAUAGGGUGUGUGAUCCCCUGUGACCCUUAUGAAGCUGCUAAUCUCUGAUUCAAGAUCAAGUUAACAGAUCACAUCACAAACAUUGAUUUUGUAGCUAGUGGCUACAUUUGAACCCUGUAGUUGCUUAAUAAAAAAAACCAGUCCAUGGAUUUCUCCUGGCCUAUAUACAACUUUCAGAGAGUGAGGUCUUCUUAGUUCAUGCUGUAAAAUUCUGAAGUACUCUUAAUAUGCUCAGUCCCCCAAAAAGCAUGUUGUAGCACAUGUUCACCGUAAUACUACUGUAAUAGUGAUAGUCUGACUUAGCUGUGAAUAUGUAAGGACUGUUCUACCAAUAAGAUUCAUCGCAUACAUUUGUGUUGUCUCAUGAUUUAGAUUGUCACAGAAAGCACUCUGUAGUUUAUCGUUCUCUCAGCCUUUACAGUUAUAGCGGUGCUUUUUGAUUGUGUUUAUGUUGUGAUUAUUUCUGUUUUCAUCUUCUGAUCAUUUUGAAGAACUACCAAAGCCUAUGUGUAAAAUUCAGAAGUACAAAUCUUUCUUGGAUAUUUUUGAAAACCUCAACAUGGAUACACUUUUUUUCUAGGGCGUUCUAACAGCAUGUUUUGGGGGAAAUUGAAAGAUGUUUGCUUUUUUUAUUAGAUUUCUGCACAUUGAAACUGAAUAAUAAUAAUAAAAAAUUAUACUGUUUAUGUAUUACUUUCACACAGCUGGACAGUUAGUUUUCUGGUAACAGUGAUGGAUUGCAACCUGUAUUGGACUCUCUCUGCUGGGAUGCACUUCUCUUUCCAGCCAAGAGAGGGUGGGAGAUGAUGGAUGUGUGUUUUUGGGUUGGGUAACUGUAUUUGCAGUGUAACUUAUGACAAGUACAUACAUUUUAUUGUAGUGAGUUUUAUAAUCAUUAAUCACAUGCCAGUAGAAUAAUUAAUUACUUACAUAAAUGUAAGACAUUUCUGUUUACUUGAUUAUUCUUCUCAUCAUUUCAAACAAAAAACUUAAAAGGAUA